GAGUGAGGAAGUAACAACUGAGCUCUGCCAGUCUGACGUUAGUUUGAGCAGAGUGAACUCUUCUUCUUCUUCCACUGAGGAGUUUGGAGGAUUUAUUUUAAGGGGAAGUGAUAGAAGAAGACAGAAAACCUCAAACAGAGCAAAAACUGAAGAUUCAUCUGAGGACCUCAGACAUUUUCUGGUCCAUCCUCAGGUCAACCUUAAAACUUCCAGCAGUUGUGAUUCCGGAGUCCCAGCAUUGAGAACUUUUUUGAAAAGGUUCCUGGACUAGAGCGGCCUCCAAACUGGGAUCUUCUGGAAGUGGUUCCCAAGCUAUAGAAAGUCCUGGAGAUAACUGCUGUCUCCAAAUUCUGCUCUAAAUUUUCUCACUUUGUGUACAGGUCCUGGUUCAGAAGAAGCAGCCCGUUAGUGUUUCUGCAGUCACAGCAGUGGAUUCAAUAAAGGGUUCCAGGAUGGGACACAAAAUUCUCUCCAUGCCCUUUGGGUUCAUCCUGUUGCUGGUUGUCUGGUGUUUCGUGUUUGUUAGUCCAGCUGGCUGCCAUCAUAAUUUCACACCAGAGCCCGCUCUCUCGGAUCUGGUGAUGUCGGACCUGCCUGGCUUCCACAGCACUGACCAACCUCUAGAACUAGACCUGCAUCACUUGCAAGAGAAGGCAAAGAAUAUCUCGUCACCGUUGAAAAACGGUCACAGAAAGCCACGCUCCCACAAGCUGAAGCAACACAAAGAACCUUCCUCCAACUCAUCUACGGUGGUUCGCUGCUUGACUGAUGUGAAAAUGAAAGUGACCUUCAGGUACAUCAACUCGGUGCUGUCCUGUUUGAUCUUUGUUGUGGGGAUCAUCGGCAAUGCCACCCUGCUGAGGAUUAUCUACCAAAAUAAAAGCAUGAGAAAUGGACCCAAUGCUCUCAUAGCCAGCCUCGCCCUGGGGGACCUGAUAUACAUCACAAUAGUCAUGCCACUGACUGUCUAUAAGGUCUUGGCGAUGAGGUGGCCCUUUGCUGACAAUAAUUUUGGUCUGUUCCUCUGCAAGCUGGUUCCCUUUGUGCAGAAAGCUUCAGUCGGCAUCACCGUCCUCAGCCUGUGUGCGCUGAGUGUGGACAGGUACCGCGCUGUGGCAUCUUGGUCACGGGUGCAGGGCACGGGUAUCCCCACGGUAACAGCGGCAGAGAUUGCGGUGAUCUGGUUGCUGUCGGUGACGCUGGCUGUGCCAGAAGCCAUCAGCUUCACCAUGAUCACCUCCACGUACAACAACCAGACCUUCAAUGUCUGCAUGAUGUCACACAGGAGCUCACCCUUCCUGGAAUUCUACAUCAAAUCAAAGGACUGGUGGUGUCUUGGUUUCUACUUCUGCAUCCCUCUGGCCUGCUCAGCCGUUUUCUACAGCCUCAUGACCCAUGAGAUGCUCCAACACGAGAAAGAAAGUCUGAAGAUCUCGCUGACCGAGCACCUCAAGCAGCGGAGAGAAGUAGCUAAAGUCGUGUUCUGCCUGGUGCUGAUCUUCGCUCUGUGCUGGUUUCCUCUUCAUCUGGGUCACCUGCUGAAGAAGAUGAUCUAUGACCACAGCAACCAGCAGCGAUGUGAAUUCCUAAACUUCCUGUUGGUCCUCGACUACAUCGGCAUCAACAUGGCCACCAUCAACUCCUGCAUCAAUCCCAUAAUCCUCUUCUUCGUGUCCAAGAAGUUCAAAAGCUGCUUCAAGUCCUGUCUGUGCUGCUGGUGUUACUCUGGCUCUCUCUCUAACAGCAUGCUGCCCCUCCACCAUGGGACGAGCCUGCAGUACAAACACACUGAUCACUGAGAGAGCAGCGCGCUCGUCUCCAUCUGCAGCUCCGAGUGCCAAACGAGGACGUCCGGCACCCUCAGCGAGAGACGCAACCAUGUGUGAGACAGGCCAGAGUGUACCAGCGCGUUCAUGUUUAGUCUCUACCUUUCCCAGUACAUUUAUUUAACUCAGUAUGAUAUUUUAUGACAGGUUAAAGUAUUAUGUGUGGUAUAGUUACACUGUGUGUGCCGGGCUGUGUGGCUGCAGUGUAGUGAAAUCUUACAAUUUAGGGACUGUAGAAAACUCCAUAAAUGUUUUUCCCUGUUUGGGUGCAGAAGAACUUGAGCUCUGAUUUCAACCUCAUCCAACAUCUUUGGGAUGAACUGGAAAGCCAAAUGAGCCGGGAUCUCUGCUGGGCCUCUCCUGGGCCUCUCCUGGGUGAGCGGAGUAUUACAUGAAUAACAACAAAAUAAAUAAUGGUGCGUUUGUGCCCAUGAGCAGAAAGAAAAUACAUGUCUUUUUCUGCUGAUAAAAUUUUUUUGUCUUUUAUUUGACCAUAUAAAUAAGUUGUAAUGUAUAAAAUUUUUUUGAUAGACAAAGUAUUAAUAUUUCUUGUUUUAUUUUUAGUUUUAUGAUAGAUAAAUCAUUGAAUACCCGAAAUAUGUCCUGCUUUUUUUUUUUUUUUUUUCUUUUCACUAUAGAUUUUCCCCAUUCAAGAACAUACCUUUAUUUCUAAAGUUAUUAUUUUACAGUGGGUCCACAAAAACAAAGCGAAACAAAAAACGUUCUUAUAUUAAGGGGCAAUGUGAGUUACAAGCUGACAGUUUUUUCUUAAUUUUAUUUCAUGGAUGGACUUUUUGUAUGCAUUAUAUUUAUUGUUUUAAUAUGAAAAAAAAAUCUGUUUGUACAAACUGAAAAAAUUGUGAAGUCAAAAGGUACACUAGCAUCCUCUAGAGGCUGAGUUUUUGCAUCACAGCUCACAUCAAACUGCAGAUAAUAAAUGCAAAUGUGAGGCUGUUUCUGCUCUCGGAGCUGCAGGACUGAAGUCUCUGCUGAGGUGCUGCAGCAAAGAUCAGAGACACUGAAACAGUUCAAAUUUCACAAAGUCUCUAAAGUUGGACUGAAAUGUUUAUGUGUUUUAUAUCUUUUACUUAAUGCGACUUGUUUAAUAAGCGUUAUGUGUGU
Messenger RNA from Archocentrus centrarchus (flier cichlid), 2948 nucleotides. Its product is annotated as endothelin receptor type B-like. Gene Ontology annotation, biological process: regulation of blood pressure; enteric nervous system development; vasoconstriction. The record is from RefSeq and is a predicted model, not a curated record. NCBI's taxonomy places the organism in Eukaryota, Metazoa, Chordata, Actinopteri, Cichliformes, Cichlidae. The coding region runs from base 453 to 1799 and encodes 448 amino acids. The transcript has 8 exons. Gene Ontology annotation, cellular component: plasma membrane. Gene Ontology annotation, molecular function: endothelin receptor activity.